AUGGUAGGACUACUCAUCAAUCAUGGAUCAAAAGUAAAUGAAAUAGAUAUUUAUGGCAAAAUCGCUCUUCAUUAUGCUGCUGAAUGCAAUGAUGAAAAAGUAGUUCAACUACUAAUCUCUCACGGUUCCAAUAUCAACGCGGUAGAUAAUGAAAAGAAUACUGCUCUUCAUUACGCUUGUCAUGGGCAAGAUUCUGUAAUGGCAGAGCUUCUUAUUUCACAUGGUAUAAAUCUUAAUGUAAGAAAUAAAUAUGGAUUAAUUGCCCUUCAUAUAGCAAUGGAUCUGUUCAAUCAUGAAUUAAUAAAGAUUCUCAUUUCGAAUGGAGCCAAUGUUAACAAAAAAGAUCCUGAUUUAAAAACACCCCUCCAUUAUAUUCAAUCUGAAGAUAUUAUGAGCCUCCUUAUUUCAAAAGGUGGAGAUAUAAAUGCAAAAGACAAAUACAAUAAAACGCCUCUCCAUUAUGCUGUAUACAAUAAUCAAAAAGAUAUUGUAGAAUUAUUUGUUUCACACGGUUCUGAUCUCAAUGCAAAAGAUAAUGAUCUGCGUACAGCAUUACAUAUUGCUGCAAUGAACAAUAAUAUAGAAAUUAUAAAUCUUCUGAUUUUCCAUGGUGCUGAUGUUAAAUCUAAAGAUAGGUUUGAUAAAACAUAUCUUAAUUAUGGACUUUUUGAAGAAGAAGAAGAAGAAAAAGAUGAUAAUACAAAUUAUGAUUCGUCUUCAUCAUCUUAUUAA
This is a messenger RNA of Trichomonas vaginalis G3, 732 nucleotides long. RefSeq names its product ankyrin repeat protein family. Bases 1 to 732 code for a protein of 243 amino acids. The transcript has a single exon. NCBI's taxonomy places the organism in Eukaryota, Parabasalia, Trichomonadida, Trichomonadidae. Gene Ontology annotation, molecular function: protein binding. Gene Ontology annotation, cellular component: cytoplasm; nucleus. The record is from RefSeq and is a predicted model, not a curated record.